Messenger RNA from Lentinula edodes (shiitake mushroom), 1182 nucleotides. RefSeq lists its product as uncharacterized. The transcript has 5 exons. Bases 1 to 1182 code for a protein of 393 amino acids. NCBI's taxonomy places the organism in Eukaryota, Fungi, Basidiomycota, Agaricomycetes, Agaricales, Omphalotaceae. The record is from RefSeq and is a predicted model, not a curated record.
AUGCAAACCUCAUCUGAAUUACUCAAGCAAGCUUCUCACCUCCUGCGUGAUGUUUGUUGGCUGGUUACCAGUGUUGACCCUCCGCCUGCCAACUUGACACCUCAUUUUCGCCAAGAAUACAUCAAAGACCUCCAGAGUCUCCACUGCAACUCCGAAAUGAUCCUUACUUGGACCAUAUCCUUGGGUCAGAUUCUCAACGAUUCUCCAGGCAAACCUGUCGACUUCAUGCUUGGUCAGUAUAGAGACGCGAGCUGGAUAACACCAACCAACACCCCCAUGCCAUCCUCGGAUGGCUUCCAAUUCGACGCCAGUAGCUACGAUGACGUGGACGAUCUCACCAUGGAUGUAAUAGAAAAUAUUCAAAGUGAAGAAGCGAAAUACUCUCUACAAGACCUGCAAAGACGCAUUUACCAUCGUAGCGAAAUGAUAACACCUCAGAUCGAACUCGACAGCCUACGUAGGAUUAUUUUUGGAUACAAAAAGGCAACUACCUCGGACAUGCACAAAAAUACCAUAUAUGACAGCGUUUCCCCUGGUGGAUUGAAUCACAAGCUCCAACGCAUGACCAAACCCCCACCGACUUUCUCCAACGAGCAACUCCUAAUUGACCACGAAAUUUUCCUUUGGGAAGCCCAAGCCACCGACAAGUGCCGAUUAUGGGUUCACAGUAUCGUCCAGAACAUCAUCGCCAUUGACUCUGUCCGCUUAUGGGGCUCUCUCGAUGAAAUAGAGAUCUUCGCCUACUGUGAGGCUGUUUCCAAGCGCUUGCGGUAUCAAGUCUCAACAGCAGCUGUUCUACAGUGCAUUCAAAACCUGUCUUCGGUGAUGGCCCGCCGUUCUCUUCUUGAUAAACUGUAUAAAAAGUUUGGGGCAAUUGCCCUACUCGAUAGCAUCAUUCUCCACCCAUCCUCCCAUGGUCAAUCCUCACCCUCAUCGUUCCUCCAGAGAGCUAUCCCGUCUGUCAUUCAAGCCCUUGAGCACACCCCUGUUGAACGUACCGAAUACUGGAGGCGCCGCAAGUUUGUCACCCAUCUACUGAACAUGGUUGCCUUUCCUUCUACCAGUGAAUAUGUCGAAGAUUUUUUUAAGUGUACUGUACCUCCUGAUAUUGAGGAAGAGGAACAUUCUGAGAAAGAGGAGGAAGAGGAAGAACACGAGGAAGAUUCUGAAGAGGAAGAAUAA